Messenger RNA from Drosophila busckii, 1096 nucleotides. Its product is annotated as dynein regulatory complex protein 9. Gene Ontology annotation, biological process: cilium organization. Gene Ontology annotation, molecular function: protein binding. The record is from RefSeq and is a predicted model, not a curated record. Lineage: Eukaryota; Metazoa; Arthropoda; Insecta; Diptera; Drosophilidae. The transcript has a single exon. Gene Ontology annotation, cellular component: motile cilium; cytoplasm. The coding region runs from base 1 to 1089 and encodes 362 amino acids.
AUGGAGUCGUUGGAGCAGUCUGAGGCGCAGCGUCGCUUGCUGCUGCGCUAUUGUUUUAGGCAGAGCUGCAAUCAGCUGGUGUUGCAGCAACGCUCGCAGCGCUUGCACAUGAAGAAGCCGCUGCCAACGUUGCCUGCAUCGCUGCGUCGACUGCGCAGCGGCUCACUGGGGCAAAAGUCAUUGCCGGAACGUGUAUUGCUCACAGGCAAAAAGCUGCCACGCCUGCAAUCGUUGCUGGGCGAGCCAGAGCAGCCGGAGGAGCAGCUGGACGAGUGUGUGCUGAAUGCGCUGAAGUACGAACGUGAUAUGGAUGCAUUGCGCGCUGUAUUCGAGACGGCCAUCAAGCAGCUGGACGAUGAGCACGAUGAGCCAGAUGCGCUGCAGGCGGCGAUUAGUGCAUUGAGUGGCAGCAACAGCGAGGCGGCAGUGGCGGCCAAUGAGCUGCAGCAGUCCAAGGACGAGCUGAAGCAGCUGCAGGCGCAGCUGGAGCAACUGAAUCUGGACAGUGUCAGCAAGCUGCAGGCUAUGGACGAGCGCCUGGCCGAUGCCAAGUAUAAUCUGCGCUGUGUAUCGCGUGUCAAUGAGCUGGAAUUUCAUCUGGUCGAGCGCUGGGAGGCAGCGCGUGAAACUCAGGCGCGCAUCUGGGGCGACAAUGCGGAGCGCGCUUAUCUGCGUGACAUUCUCGACUAUAAGCAGCGCUUGGCGCAUGAGCAGCGUGUCAGCAAGGAGCUGCAGACGUUUCGCAGUCACGAGUUCGAUGAUCUCAGGCGACGCAUCAAGCAGGCACAGCAGCGUUACGCCAGCGAUCUGAAGCGUGUGGAGCGCGAAACUGAAGCCUGGGAGCUGCGCAUACUGGAGCAGCGCAAGCUGCUGGCCAGCAAUCGCGAGAUCUACGAGCAGCGACAGCAGUUCGUCAACGAGUAUCAUGCCAAGAAGGCGGAGGAGGAGCGUCAGCAGAAUCUGCAAGUGCAUCGCAUGGAGAGCGCCAUCAAGUUGCAGGCUUGGUGGCGCGGCACGAUGGUGCGACGUGGCCUGGGGCCGUUCAAGAAGAAGCCGAAGCGCGGCAAGCGCAACAAGGCUAAGAAAUAGAUAAAUA